This is a messenger RNA of Anopheles cruzii, 1177 nucleotides long. Its product is annotated as protein FAM177A1. The record is from RefSeq and is a predicted model, not a curated record. NCBI's taxonomy places the organism in Eukaryota, Metazoa, Arthropoda, Insecta, Diptera, Culicidae. The transcript is spliced from 2 exons. Bases 199 to 735 code for a protein of 178 amino acids.
GUUUGUCUGGCAACCAGGCCGACCUUGAGUGUGCAUUGUUGCUUGUUGACAACCAUUAGUCGUUUUGGAUUGCGUAGCAGAGUUCAUUGUCUGACCAGAAGCGGGACAUUUUUGUUUGGUUUGCGACGGAAAUUGUGCUGAGGUGCAGCGAAACCAUUUCAACCGAUAUUCGGACACCACCCCGAACUAAAGGCCAACAUGACGAAAGUGGACAUUCCGCUGAAAAGCAAAGCCGAAGCGUCCGAUACGUUCAUUCAAAACGAGAAGGACGUUGAGGUGCGAGUGCGGGCUCCGAAGCGGGUUCUCCAUUUUAGCGACGGUACGCUCGAGGAGUUCAGUGAUGACGAGGCCGAUCAAGUAGAUUGUGCCGAAACGGUUCCCGUAGAUGAGUCGACCAUGAAGUGGACCGAUUGGAUGCGUUACAAGACCUGCAAGCUCGGAAGCUCGGUCCUAGCCGGGUGUGACUAUGUCGGUGAGGGACUGGCCUCUUUCCUGGGUAUUACGACGCCGAAAUACAGCUACGAAAUCGAAGAAUUCAAACGGAUGCAAGCCGAACAGCAGGCCGAAGAGCGCGCGGUUCAAACGUUCGUCGAGCAGAAUCGUGCACAAAAUGGUGACGGCAGUCACAGCGUCACACAGGCACCAACGGCAGUGAAAGCCCCGGUGGAAACGAACACUCCUGAACCGGUCACCAGCACGGAAGUGUGCACCGAAAAUGAAAUUCAGAAGUUUUAAACAAUAUUCCCGGCUGACCCAGUACCCCAGUGAGGUUGUUCUGCGAGGUUGUUAAUUGUAAGGUAUGGACCCCCCCUGAAACUAAUUGUGUUUUUUGUUUUGUAUUUUUAUCACAACGAACAUCAUGCUUUCAUUAGCAAGCGGAGUAAAGGUACCGGACCGCGAACGGAAGUAAUAUCAAAGAAUUAAAUUUAGCAUACGCAUGUAAGAGGACACGAUUUAUUUAUUUUCUAUUGGGGCAGUUAUGGUCGGAAUCUGAACGCGGGCGAAACGGCACAAAGUAGACAAGUUGAACUACAAAUUAUCUCAAAUGUUUUACAUUCUAAAACGCGUUACGAAUAAGGAGCGUAUAUUAUUUGGAGAAACUUGAAUGAAUGGAAGCAACGUAGGUUUAACCGGCACAACGGAUUGUAAUUCUCAUGAAAAUAUAUUUAAAGACUUG